CUCUCUAUUGGGAUCAAUAAUUGGAGUAGUUGUAAUAGUGGAACUUGAUCAUAAUUCAUAAAGAAGGCCUAGUGAACAUUUUACUUUUUUGGUGAAUCUUUUGCAAAACAACACCAACAACAAUGGAAGAAGAGGUUGUUUUGUUAGACGCAUGGGCAAGCAUGUUUGGUAUGAGGGUGAGGAUUGCACUGGCUGAAAAAGGUGUCAGGUAUGAGUACAAAGAAGAGUAUCUAAUUAAGGGUAAAAGCCCUUUUCUUCUUCAGGUGAAUCCAAUACAUAAGCAGGUUCCAGUUCUGAUCCAUAAGGGUAGACCGAUUUGUGAAUCUGCAAUUAUAGUUCAGUACAUCGAUGAGGUUUGGAAUGAUAAAAAUCCAAUCAUGCCCUCUGACCCUUAUGAGAAAGCUCAAGCUAGAUUCUGGGUUGAUUUCAUUGACAAAAAGAUCUAUGAGACUUGGAGAAAAAUGUGGCUCUCAGAAGGAGAAGAGCAUGAGACAUGGAAGAAGGAAUUAAUUUCUAUUUUCAAGCAACUUGAGGAGAUAUUGGGAGACAAAGCAUUUUAUGGGGGUGACACUUUUGGGUUCCUUGAUAUUGGUCUAAUUCCAUUUUACAGUUGGUUUUAUGCCUAUGAGACUUAUGGCAACUUCAAAAUGGAAGCAGAGUGUCCUAAAUUAAUAGCUUGGGCCAAAAGGUGUAUGCAAAGAGACACUGUUUCCAAGACACUUCCUGAUCAGAAGAAAGUGUAUGAUCAUGUUCUGGCUAUGAGAAAAGCACUUGAAAAAUAAAGUGUGUUUUCCGGUGAUGGAAAAAUAUAUGGCAUUGAUGAUAGGUACUCUGUAGUUGAGUCCUAUGUUGGGGCUGAGAAUAACCAUGAAUGUUGUUGUUAUAUAUGCUUAUAUAAGUUUACGAUGAAUAAAAUGUGUGUUGAUGUA
Messenger RNA from Arachis duranensis, 929 nucleotides. RefSeq names its product glutathione S-transferase 3. Bases 123 to 782 code for a protein of 219 amino acids. The record is from RefSeq and is a predicted model, not a curated record. Gene Ontology annotation, cellular component: cytoplasm. Gene Ontology annotation, biological process: glutathione metabolic process. Gene Ontology annotation, molecular function: glutathione transferase activity. The transcript has 2 exons. NCBI's taxonomy places the organism in Eukaryota, Viridiplantae, Streptophyta, Magnoliopsida, Fabales, Fabaceae.